AUGAGAUGUAGAGCAGGGGUCAAGAGGCCCUAAGAGGGACUCAUCACCCAUUAGUGUUCCGUAUGUGGGUGAGAGAUGGGCUUUCCAAAAUAUGUCUUCCUGUUGAUUUUCUCUUUUUCCUAGAUGCCAACCCGCAAAUUAGAGCCUGUGUUGUGCUUCCUAGCAUCAGUUGAGAAUCAAGUGAGAACCUUUCUUUGGUCUGGUGAUAUCAAACAGGGAGAGAAACGACUAGAUGGGGUUUUGUUGUUGUUGUUUUGAACAGUUGUUGGCUCUAUAAUCGCACUGGAGCUCAGAGCCAAGAAGUAAAGUUAAAAAUAAAUCUGAUGAGUCUUCCGGGGCGGUAUCUAGACACAUUUAGAAUGGCCCAGCGUUUGACAUUCUGUGGUAGGCUGUCCUACAAUACAGCCUCUAACAAAACUAGGCUGUCCCAGACCCCUGAUAAUAGAAUUAUUUACCUUUAUACCAAGAAAAUUGGGAAAGCACCAAAAUGCGCAUGCGGCAUGUGCCCUGGCCGACUUGGAGCAGUUCAUGCUGUGAGACCUAAAGUUCUUAUGAAAUUGUCUAAAACGAAAAAAUGUGUCAGCUGGGCUUCUGGUGGUUCCACGUGUGCUGGAUGUGUCCGUGAUGGGAUCGAGCGCGCUUUUUUAAAUGAGGAACAGAAAAUCAUUGUGAAAGUGUUGAAAGCACAAGCAUAG
This is a messenger RNA of Camelus dromedarius (Arabian camel), 695 nucleotides long. RefSeq names its product large ribosomal subunit protein eL34-like. NCBI's taxonomy places the organism in Eukaryota, Metazoa, Chordata, Mammalia, Artiodactyla, Camelidae. Gene Ontology annotation, molecular function: structural constituent of ribosome. Gene Ontology annotation, cellular component: ribosome; cytosolic large ribosomal subunit. Gene Ontology annotation, biological process: translation. The transcript has a single exon. The record is from RefSeq and is a predicted model, not a curated record. The coding region runs from base 324 to 695 and encodes 123 amino acids.